Molecule: messenger RNA, 5139 nt
Organism: Linum tenue
Lineage: Eukaryota; Viridiplantae; Streptophyta; Magnoliopsida; Malpighiales; Linaceae
Source: the annotation of a GenBank genome assembly
AUGAGAAUUUCCAAGCUUCCCACCACUCCCUUCCCACUUCACAGCUUCAUGAUCAUGUUCCUGUUCCUGAACUUCCCGCUGCAAGCAAAUGGUUCAGGAAACAACAAUGAGACAGAUCGACUUGCGCUGCUGGAGUUCAAAAGUAGGAUCAGCAGUGAUCAAGAUGGAGCUCUGAAAUCUUGGAAUGAUUCAGUCCAUUUCUGCAACUGGUUUGGUGUUGCAUGUGAUCCUCUAGCUAGCCAGAGAGUCGUGUCCCUUGAUCUCCAUAGCCAAAAACUGGCGGGUACUCUGUCUCCACACGUUGCCAACCUCACUUCUCUUAGAUUCAUCAACCUCAUGGACAACAGUUUCCACGGUGAGGUUCCACAACGACUUGGAAACUUGCUUCAACUCGAGCACCUCAAUCUCAGCGGCAACUCAUUUGAAGGCGAGAUUCCAACCAACCUGACUCGUUGCUCCCGGCUGAAGUACUUGUUGAUGGAAGCGAAUAACUUUAGGGGGAGCAUCCCAAUGGAGAUUGGCUCGUUAUCGAAGCUCGAGUUCAUCAGAGUAGGAACCAACAAUCUAACAGGAUGGCUCCCGCCUUCCCUGGGGAACCUCUCGUUGCUCCUUAACUUCGGUGCUGCAUAUAAUAAUUUGACAGGAAGCAUUCCAGAAAGCACAGGCAUGCUAUCAAGGUUAACUUCAAUUACUCUUGGAAGCAAUCAGCUCUCUGGUUCAGUCCCUCUAUCCUUCUUCAAUAUCUCAUCCAUCAAAACCAUUGCAAUCCCUUGGAACCACUUGCGUGGUCGAUUGCCAGUGGACAUGGACCUCACCAUGCCCAAUCUCGUAAAUUUCGCCAUUUCCAAAAAUGAAUUCUUCGCAACUAUCCCUGAUUCAAUCUGCAAUGUCUCUCGGCUACAGAUGGUGAAUAUGAACCGAAAUGACUUUGUAGGGAAGGUUCCUACUUGUCUUGGGAAACUCAGAGGCCUUACUUCGCUAGACAUGGCUGAAAAUCGUCUUGGAAGCAAUUCAACAGACGACUUUGCAUUUCUGGAGUCAUUGAGCAAUUGCAGUCAGCUGCGGCGGGUGGGUAUUAGCAUCAACAAUUUUGGUGGCCCGUUACCAGAAUUUCUAGGGAACCUGUCAACCACGCUCACCGCACUAUAUAUUGGGGCCAAUCAAGUCACUGGAGUUAUCCCUGCAGGGUUGGUGAAUCUCUUCAACUUGACGGAUCUGGAGCUUUCCGGUAACUACAUGACAGGCACCAUCCCUCCUUAUUUUGGGCAGUUUUCUAAUCUACAGAGACUAUCAUUGAAUGGAAAUCAACUUUCAGGUCAGAUUCCAUCCUCUAUAGGCAAUCUCAGUCGGUUAUCUGAACUGUAUAUAUCGCAGAACCAACUCCAAGGCAACAUUCCACCCAGUAUUGGGAACUGUCUUCAACUGAGUACCUUGGAUAUUUCAGGAAACAGAAUUAUGGGAGCUGUACCUCCACAAUUAUUGAGCCUAUCUUCAUUGUCCAUAUUGUUGAACCUGUCAAACAACUUGCUCACAGGCAACCUGCCUGUAGAAAUUGGGAAUUUGGAAAAUUUGAAUAAGUUGGAUAUAUCUAAUAAUAAUUUGAAAGGCGAAAUUCCUAGCACCAUUGGCAGUUGCUCAAGUCUGGAAUACCUUUAUAUGCAGGGGAAUUCUUUUGAAGCAGUUAUUCCUUCAGCUUUAUCGUCUCUGAAAGGGCUUCAGGAAUUGGAUCUUUCACGAAACAACUUAGACGGAGAAAUCCCAAAAGAUCUGCUAGAAAUCCGAUUACAGUCUUUGAAUCUUUCUUUCAACAAUCUGAGAGGUGAAGUGCCAUCAAAGGGGAUCAUUCCCAAUGCAAGCUCUGUAUCAUUGGCAGGCAAUCCCAUGCUCUGUGGUGGUGUUCCCGAGUUUCGUUUGCCUAAAUGUCCAAAUAAAACCACAAAGAAUAGGAGACCUCCACAGUUGAAGCUAAUAGUCAUCACUGUUAGUACAUCUCUAUCUGCACUUCUAGUGGUAAUGAUAGGACUUCUACUAAAUUGCAAGAUGAGAAGAUCAAACAAGCACAUCCAUCGAGGAGAAGAUCCACCUGUGGACGAGUUUGUGAAGAUCUCCUACACAGACAUCCAUGACGCAACCAAUGGAUACAGCCAUGAAACUUUAAUCGGGUCUGGUGGUAUUGGCACAGUCUACAAAGGAAAACUGGAGCAAAUGAAAGCACCAGUAGCUAUUAAAGUGUUCAACCUGCAACAAAAGAAAGCGUAUAAGAGAUUAGCGGUGGAAUGCAAGAUAAUGCGAAAUGUCCGGCAUCGAAACCUCGUGAAGAUCCUAUCGUACUGCUCUAGCACAGACAACCAAGGAAAUGCAUUUGGAGCUCUAGUUUAUGAGUUUGUCGACAAUGGAAGCCUCGACAAGUGGCUGCAUUGCUGUAAUGAUAACAUCAAGACACCACACCAUCUCAGUCUUCUCCAAAGACUCAAUAUAGCAAUAGAUGUGGCAUCUGCAAUGCACUAUCUUCAUGAUCUUAGCGGAACGUCAAUCGUUCAUUGCAGUUUGAAGCCGAGCAAUGUGCUCCUAGACCAUGACAUGGUAGCUCAUGUGAGUGAUUUUGGUCUAGCGAGAAUCCUCUCACCAUCUCAAACAAACACAACAAGCACAAUUGGGCUAAAUGGGAUGGUAGGCUAUGCGGCACCAGAAUACGGGACGGCCUCCGCCGCAUCAAAGGAAGGGGACGCGUACAGCUAUGGAAUCCUGCUGCUGGAAACCCUAUCAGGGAAAAGACCAACAGAUGAAGUGUUCAAGGAUGGUGUGAAUAUACGAGACUCUGUCAAGGCCGCAUUGCCAUCCAAACUUCCGAUCUUCAUAGUCAUGUUCCUGAUCCUGAACUCCACACUGAAAGCAAAUGGUUCAGGCAACAAUGAGACGGAUCGACUUGCACUGCUGGCAUUCAAAAGUAAGAUCAGCAGUGAUCCAGAUGGAGCCCUGAAAUCAUGGAAUGAUUCCGACCAUUUCUGCAACUGGUUUGGUGUUGCAUGUGAUCCGCUUAUUAGCCAGCGAGUAAUGUCCCUUGAUCUACAUGGCCAAAAUCUGGUGGGUACACUGUCUCCACACGUCGCAAACAUCACUUCUCUUAGAUACAUCAACCUCAUGGACAACAGUUUCCAUGGUGAGAUUCCACAACUACUUGGAAACUUGCUUCAACUCCAGCACCUCAAUCUCAGCGGCAACUCGUUUGAAGGCGAGAUUCCAACCAACCUGACUUGUUGCUCCCGGCUGAAGUACUUGUUGAUGGAAGGGAAUAACUUUAGAGGGAGCAUCCCGAUGGAGAUUGGUUCGUUAUCAAAGCUUGAGUUUAUCAGAGUUGGAACCAACAAUCUAACAGGAUGGCUCCCGCCUUCCUUGGGGAACCUCUCGUUGCUCCUUAACUUCGGUGCUGCAUAUAAUAACUUGACAGGAAGCAUUCCAGAAAGCAUAGGCAUGCUAUCAAGGUUAACUUCAAUUACUCUUGGAAGCAAUCAGCUAUCUGGUUCAGUCCCUCUAUCAUUCUUUAAUAUCUCAUCCAUCAAAAACAUUGCAAUUCCUUGGAACCACUUGCGUGGUCGAUUGCCAGUGGACAUGGACCUCACCAUGCCCAAUCUCGUAAAUUUCGCCAUUUCCAAAAAUGAAUUCUUCGCAACUAUCCCUGAUUCAAUCUGUAAUGUCUCUCGGUUACAGAAGGUGAACAUGAACCGAAAUGACUUUGUAGGGAAGGUUCCUACUUGUCUUGGGAAACUUAGAGGUCUUACUUCGCUAGACAUUGCUGAAAAUAGUCUUGGAAGCAAUUCAACGGGUGACUUUGCAUUUCUGGAGUCAUUGAGCAAUUGCAGUCAGCUGCGGCGGGUGGGUAUUAGCAGCAACAAGUUUGGUGGCCCGUUACCAGAAUUUCUGGGGAACCUGUCAACCACACUCACCGGUCUGUAUGUUGGGGCCAAUCAAGUAACUGGAGUUAUCCCUGCAGAGUUGGUGAAUCUCUUCAACUUGAUGGAUCUGGAGCUUUCCAGUAACUACAUGACAGGCACCAUCCCUCCUUAUAUUGCAGGCCUUGUACUAAAUUGCAAGAUGAGAAGAUCAACCAAGCAUAUCCAUCAAGGAGAAGAUCCAUUGGCGGACGACUUUGUGAAGAUUUCAUACACAGACAUCCAUAAUGCAACCAAUGGAUACAGCCAUGAAGCUUUGAUCGGGUCUGGUGGUAUUGGCACGGUAUACAAAGGUAAACUGGAGCAAAUGAAAGCGCCGAUAGCUAUUAAAGUAAUCAAACUGCAGCAAAAGGAAGCAUAUAAGAGAUUAGUGGUGGAAUGCAAGAUAAUGCGAUAUGUCCGGCAUCGAAACCUCGUGAAGAUCCUAUCGUACUGUUCUAGCACAGACGAUCAAGGAAACGCAUUUGGAGCUCUAGUUUAUGAGUUUGUGGACAAUGGGAGCCUCGACAAGUGGCUGCAUUGCAGUAAUGAUAACAUCAAGACACCACACCAUCUCAGUCUUCUCCAAAGACUCAAUAUAGCAAUAGAUGUGGCAUCUGCAAUGCACUAUCUUCAUGAUCUUAGCGGGACGUCAAUCGUUCAUUGCAGUUUGAAGCCGAGCAACGUGCUCCUAGACCAUGACAUGGUAGCUCAUGUGAGUGAUUUUGGUCUAGCGAGAAUCCUCUCACCAUCUCAAACAAACACAACAAGCACAAUUGGGCUAAACGGGAUGGUAGGCUAUGCGGCACCAGAAUACGGGACGGCCUCAGCCGCAUCGAAGGCAGGGGAUGUGUACAGCUAUGGAAUCCUGCUGCUGGAAAUCCUAUCAGGGAAAAGACCAACAGACGAAAUGUUCAAGGAGGGUAUGAAUAUACGCGACUCUGUCAAGGCCGCUUGGCCAUCCAACCUUAUAAUGUUGAUAGAUCCAUCAAUGCUGAUACCUGGAAACACUGAGGGAAUUGACAAGAAGGUGGAAGAGUGUUUGAUUUCCUUGCUUGAACUGGGAGUGAAGUGCUCAGCUGAAUCGCCGAGCGAAAGGAUGAAAAUGGCGGAAGUUACCAGGAAGCUCCACACUAUCAGAGGUACCUUUCUAGCAAACUUUGAAUGCCCAGAGAAGGCGGGUGGACGGCUGGGCGUCGAAGCAUGUUAA